Cyprinus carpio (common carp) is the source of this 6208-nucleotide messenger RNA. Its product is annotated as protein-methionine sulfoxide oxidase mical2b-like. Bases 440 to 6040 code for a protein of 1866 amino acids. The transcript is spliced from 38 exons. Gene Ontology annotation, molecular function: protein binding; FAD binding. Lineage: Eukaryota; Metazoa; Chordata; Actinopteri; Cypriniformes; Cyprinidae. The record is from RefSeq and is a predicted model, not a curated record.
AAAUCGAUUUUUACGGCUCCUUGUUUUAACAUAAAUUAGUCUGUUUUUGUUCCAUACCCAGCUAUCAAUUUUUGGUUCCUAUAACGUUCUUAUUUGGUUCCCAACAAAAUAACCAAAUGGAAACCUAAUGGGAACGUUCUGUGUUUGUUGGGUAUAGACUUGCGAACGCAUCUCAUUGCGCUUUGGGCUUUCAAUGUGCAUGGAGUGUGUGCACAUACUUUAAUAAUCCAGUAGAUGGCGACAGAGUACAUCUUGUUCACCAUUCAUUCGCUGCCUGUCCUAAUGAAACACCUGCCAGCAUGUGUGUGUGAUUAAACUAUGCUGAUUGUGCCAACAGAGCUAUUCUUCAGUUAAAGUCUUGAAAAGGAAUGCCUGCACCAACCAAACCCUGACUGAAUCUCUUGUCAACAGAGGGAAAGAGUGAGUUAAAAGAGGAAGGAUGGGGGAGACGGAGGACGAGCGUACGUCUCAGGCUGGCCAGCUGUUUGAGAACUUUGUGCAGGCCACUACCUGUAAAGGCACCCUGCAGGCCUUCAGCAUCCUCUGCAGGCAGCUGGAGCUGAACCUCUCAGAUCACAGGGACUUCUACAGCAGCCUGAAAGCUGCCAUCACCUACUGGAAGGCCAAAGGCCUCUGGGGGAAACUGGACAAGAGAGCCAGCCACAAGGAGUACAGUAAGGGCAAAGCCUGCGCGGACACCAGAUGUCUUAUCAUUGGUGGCGGUCCCUGUGGCUUUCGGAGCGCCAUAGAGCUGGCUUUGCUUGGCGCCAAGGUGGUGGUGAUUGAAAAGAGGGACACCUUUUCCAGGAACAAUGUCCUUCACCUUUGGCCUUACACCAUCCAUGACCUCAGGAACCUUGGAGCCAAGAAGUUCUAUGGAAAGUUCUGUGCUGGGUCUAUAGACCACAUCAGUAUUCGUCAGCUGCAACUCAUGCUGUUAAAGAUUGCUCUCAUUGUUGGGGUUGAGGUGCACGUCAACGUGGAGUUUGUCAAGCUUCUCGAGCCGCCUGAGGGCCAAGGCACUGAUGGGCCUGGAUGGAGGGCAGAGGUCCGGCCGGCCGGUCACCCCAUCUCAAACUAUGAGUUUGAUGUGAUAAUUGGAGCAGAUGGAAGGAGAAGCACUCUUGAUGGCUUCAAGAGAAAGGAGUUCAGAGGGAAACUAGCAAUCGCCAUCACUGCAAACUUUGUCAAUCGCAACACGACAGCUGAGGCCAAAGUGGAGGAGAUCAGCGGAGUGGCAUUCAUCUUUAAUCAGAAGUUCUUCUUGGAGCUCAAGGAGGAGGCAGGCAUUGAUUUGGAAAACAUUGUCUAUUACAAGGACAACACGCACUACUUUGUCAUGACUGCAAAGAAACAAAGCUUGCUGGACAAGGGUGUGAUCAUCAAUGACUAUAUUGAGACAGAGCGUCUGUUGGCGAGCGACAACGUUAACCAAGAAGCUUUGCUUUCAUACGCCCGUGAGGCUGCAGAUUUUGCCACAAACUACCAGCUUCCCUCUUUGGAUUAUGCCAUCAACCACUACAGCCAGCCAGAUGUAGCUAUGUUUGACUUCACCUGCAUGUACGCCUCAGAGAACGCUGCGCUUGUGAGGGAAAAGCACGGCCAUCAGGUGCUGGUGGCGCUGGUUGGAGAUAGUCUUCUAGAGCCUUUCUGGCCCAUGGGGACAGGAUGUGCUCGAGGGUUUCUGGCCGCCUUUGACACAGCGUGGAUGAUAAAGGGUUGGGCUCAGGGCAAAGAACCCCUUGAUCUUCUGUCAGAGAGGGAGAGCAUCUACAGGCUGCUGCCUCAGACGACCGCAGAAAACAUCUCAAAAAACUUUGAGCAGUACACCAUAGACCCAGCCACACGCUACCCCAACCUCAACUCCACCUGUGUACGACCACAUCAGGUGCGGCAUCUGUACAUUAACGGCGAGCAGGGCUUGAGCUCUCUGGGGCGCAGUGGACCCACACGCACAUCUGUAAACAUCUCCAGACAAGAAUCAGAGGUGCGUCCCAGCCGGCUGCUGCUGUGGUGUCAGAAGCAGACCCAGGGCUACAGGGGCGUGGAUGUGACUGACCUUACAACCUCCUGGAGGAGCGGCCUGGCUCUGUGCGCCCUCAUUCACCGCCAGCGGCCGGACCUCAUUGAUUUUGACUCCCUGAACGAGGCAGAUUGCGCUAAAAACAACCAGUUGGCAUUUGACGUGGCAGAGAGGGAGUUUGGAAUCCAGCCAGUCACCACAGGAAAGGAAAUGAAUGCCGAACAGGGGCCGGACAAGCUCAUUAUGGUGCUCUACCUCUCCAAAUUUUACGAGAUGUUCCGCAACUCGCCUCAAUCCAUCACAGGUGUACCCAAAGAGACUGAUGCUAAUAAUGAAGACUAUUCAUCAAGGACCACAAACUCUCUUUACAACUCGAUAAAUCAAGCACUGCCUCGGAAGAGAAUCCCAAAAGUUGAUAAAAAGUUGGAAGACAAUGACAACAAAAAGAGGAAGGGGGUCAUGUGUAAUAUUGCUAACCUGCCCAAUCAGAGUGCACCCCCUGUAGGUGAGAGAGAGGAACAGAAGGAAAAUAAGGUGCGGUCCAUGGCAACUCAACUGCUGGCCAGGUUUGAGGAGAAUGCACCAAGCUGUGGUAUGCACAGACAGUCUGAAUCUGAGACUGACUCUGUUGCUGACACACCCGUAUCUCUGGACAUGACAGAAAACCCACGGUUUGCCAAACCUAAGAGCCAGCCCGCACCCCCUCCACCCCCUCCUUCCAAACCAAAAUGGCAGCCUUCUCCUUAUCUCAGACUGCUGGAAUCUCACACGAGGAAUGAGACCCAUCAUUCUGACCACCGUUUACAAAUCCAGUCCAGUCACGGUCACAAAGAAAUCCAGUCCAACCACAAAAACACUGGCAUUCACCAUAGUCCUCCGCUUACUGAAAUUCCCUCAAGUUAUCAAAGCAGUGAGCCUCGUCCCAGAUCUCCUCACCUUCCCUUCAAAGUGCUUCAGUCGGAUUCUCAUCUGCCCUCAUUGACGGCAGAUCCCUCAGAUUCACUCCCAUCCUUCACGCCAGCCCUGAGCACCAUGUUGCAGUGCCAACAGAAGCUGGAAGAGGAAGUCAGCCAGAGAAAAGUGCAAGCUGAAAUUACUAGACAGUUCAACAAAAAGAGCAUUAAAGAACGAGCUCAGCAACUGAGCCGCCUGUUCACUGGCAAACCACUUCAACCUCAGGCAGAUGAAAACUCUUCUGCUGUUUCUUCUUCUAAAGCUUUUUCAGUUCACGCUAUCCCAGAAUGCUCUACUCCCUCCUGUCAUCUGUCUCCUGUUCCUUCAGUCCAGUACAAGCAGUGCAGUGAAGAUUCAGAAACACAGCUGAACGACGUUAAGCACACAGAUCACUCUGAAAUCAGACGUGUAGAGUGCCUUGACCCCUCCAAACAGAGAACUGUGGGAAAGGUUUCCUCUGCUAUUGGAGUUAAAGCAGCUACACUGGCCAUCUUAUAUGAGACCGAUCACAGACCUAACAACCCCUUUACCCUCUCGCUGACCAGCAUGCGGAAGGAGUUUCCUCAGGGUCUGGGCGGCAGUGACACCUGUCACUUCUGUAAGAAGCGCGUGUACAUAAUGGAGCGGCUCAGUGCGGAGGGAUACUUCUUCCACAGAGAGUGUUUCCGCUGUAACAUCUGUGGUUGCACGUUGCGUCUGGGUGGUCAUGCCUUCGACUCCAAUCAAGGCGCUUUUUACUGCAAGCUGCACUUUUCUCAGCAAAAAAUCAGCAGUAGGCAUCGAAGAGGAGAGAUCAAUGGAGUUGGCAGACCCUCGACCAGCACUAGUCCUGAUUACACGGCCACAGACGGCCUCCGCGGCCUGUCCUCAGGUACCCUGACUUCCCUUAUUAGGAAAAGUCUUCACUGGCCACUGCCUGUGGGCCGUGCACUGUUCGGGACGCCCCGCCAGCUUGCACGCUGGAUGUAUAAGGCGGCCCGGGCCGUAGCGCUACACAUCAGAGAGCGCCAGGAGGACUAUGUAUUCCUUUAUGAGCUACUAAGUAUGGGUGUGCCCUUCAUAUACGUGCUGCAUGAGAUGACGGGCCAGAUGAGCCGAGAGGCCAUCACUCCCUCCCCAGUGAGCAUGAUGGAGUCAGUCGAGCCGUACUGGGGGCUCCAACAGUCUAGGCUGCUUUACUAUCCCAAUCCCACACUUAUUGAGAAUGCAGAUUCAGUCUCCUGUCAGCAGGAGGCGCUUUUGGCACUUUUCCAUGGAGCCGAAUCAGACUCCGUUCUCAGAACUCAGAAUGACCUGAAGGGUUUGUCGAACCCCAGCGCUCCGGCUGAGAGUGCAGAGGUGCAGGCCCUCUCAGACUCAACGGAGGUCAUAAACAUGAGUGAAGUCAAAGAUUCAUCUAAAAAGUCAGAUCCUGCAGAUUCUGCACCUGCGUGUCCCGAUUCUCCACUGCAGAAAGUGAAACGUUCUACAGCCAAAGGAGAAAUUACCAACAAAAACAACCUCUGGAGAAAGAAAAUCCGAUACACUCUGCCCCUCGUCCUGAUUAAGAAAUUUCACCGUGGAAAACCAGAUGGUAGAACUGAAGCCCUCACGAAGGAAGAUGGAGACUCAGACUUUGAGGAGAUCCAUGAAUCUCUCUCCUCAACAAAUGCUGCAACAUCCACUACAGAGUCUGACUGCCCCCUAAUGGAGGACAAGAAGUCAACACCCAUGGAAGAGAUCCCAAAAAUCCCUCAUCACACACAUUUUCUUCCCGAUUCCCCAAAACCCAGCACUUCCUCUCCAAAGCCAGUCAUCAUGGCCGCUUCCUCAGAAGCAAAUUCCCUCAGCCCCAAGAAGAAGCUCAUGCUGUCUUUAUCUGAAAAGGAGAAACUGCUCAACUGGGACUUGGCCGCUCCUGGAAAGCCCUCAACUUCUGAAGGAGAACAAAUUGACAGAACCUCAACGAAUCCUCCAAAUGCUCAACCAGAACCAGAAGCUCCACCAAAACCAAGCCGUCCCCAACCUGAACCCACUCCUCCACUCUUUGUCUUCCAACAGUGGGCCAGCAGUCUCCGGAAGUCCUUAUCCUCCAGCAAAGGGAGCAACCCUGUGGUCCUCAGGAGAAACCGGCCUUUGAAAGCCAGGCCGUUGUCUGAGGGAUCCUUCAACCUCAGCAGCUUGUUUGGCAGCAGCAUUCGGAGCAACCAGGAUGAGGAACACAGCAACACCUUUACCGAUGGCAGCCAAUCCAGAGUGAAGACAGGAAGUGAGCUCACCACGUUACUGGAGCAGGUGGCUCUCAGCUCCAAAACCCACAAGGGCACAAAAGAUGAUAUGGCCUCAUUACCACCCAGAAAACUCAAUUUCUUCUCCUCUCUGCGCAUUAAGAGGAACGAAGGAGCAGAUCAGAUCAAAGGAGACAACCAGAAGGACAUCUUGACCAUUCUUUCCAGGUUCAGAAGCAAAGCUUCAGCUCAGCAACAACAACAAGAGUCCAACUCAUCUAGUGAAGAGGAACAGGAUCCAGACUCACAAAGGACCUUCAGUGACAUCUCACAGAAGAAAAAAGAGAAAACAGCCAUCCAACAAACCAAGAGAGAUCAGCUGAAAAUACUUCACAGGGCUCAGGUAAUCCAGAGACAGCUGGAGGAAGUUGAAGAGAAGCAGAGAGCUUUGGAGGAGAAAGGUGUAGCUCUGGAGAAGAUCCUCAGAGGAGAAACAGGCGAUGAUUCUUCAGAUGAGACCACACUACUGCAAACCUGGUUCACACUGGUCCUUGAGAAGAACAAACUGUCGCGAUAUGAGUCUGAACUCAUGAUCUUUGCUCAAGAACUGGAGUUGGAGGACACUCAAAGCAGACUACAGCAAGACCUUAGACGGCGAAUGGCCACUGAAGACUGUGAGAAGAGUGCGAGUGAGCUGGUAGAGGAGCAAAGCCUGCUGGUGGAGAUCAUGAAGGUGGUGGAGAAAAGAGACAAACUGGUGAGUCUGCUGGAGGAGCAACGGCUGAAGGAGAAAGCAGAGGACAGAGAUCUGGAGAGCAUGAUCCUCUCCAGGGGCUAUCAGUUCCACUGGACCUGAACUUCUCACACUGGAUGAAGAUCUGCUGUACAGACCUACAAGAAGAACUACUUUAGACUGAGGAAGCCUUAUUUGAAGAUCAGCUUCUGGAUCUUGAACAAACUGUAACAUGCUUGUUUAAUCAAACCCAACUGAAUGCUGCCUUGUGUGUUCUUGAAAAGAAAUAAA